Messenger RNA from Loa loa (African eye worm), 570 nucleotides. RefSeq names its product zinc finger protein. The record is from RefSeq and is a predicted model, not a curated record. NCBI's taxonomy places the organism in Eukaryota, Metazoa, Nematoda, Chromadorea, Rhabditida, Onchocercidae. The transcript has a single exon. Gene Ontology annotation, cellular component: nucleus. The annotation marks the transcript as partial. Gene Ontology annotation, molecular function: RNA polymerase II cis-regulatory region sequence-specific DNA binding; DNA-binding transcription factor activity, RNA polymerase II-specific. Gene Ontology annotation, biological process: regulation of transcription by RNA polymerase II.
GAACCACAAAAAGAACCGUUGGAUUUAUCAAUGUCAGGAAUGUAUGAACGACGGAUUGGACCGUCAGAUCUAUCAGCGCCUUAUGUGAGAGAGGAACAAAUAGAAUUCAACGAAAUUGAUCAGAAUGACGCAAGCUCGUUGAACGCACCAAUUCAAGAAGUGAGAAGGGAACAAACAAGUAUAGGAAAUAUGCCGAAGAAAAAGUGGCUUAAGAGGUAUCAAAAUGAAACGUCCAACGAGAGAUAUCAAAAUGAAACGUCCAACAUCCAAACAAUCGAAAGGAAACAGUCCAAAGGAAACAAAGGUAACAUCAAAAGAAAGCAUCCAGAGCGUUCGACUCACACGGAUGAAAAGCGGUUCAAAUGCGAAAGAUGCCCGCAGAGGUUCACUGCGCCAUCGGAUUUACGUAGACAUAUAAGGACUCAUACCGGUGAGAAGCCGUUUUCUUGUCCGGAAUGCACAAGGAAUUUCACCGAGAAAGGGAAUUUGCAUAAACAUAUGAGGAUUCAUACCGGUGAGAAACCGUACAGUUGUUCGAAUUGUGGGAUGAAUUUUCACCCAGAAAGUUAG